AAAAUGUUUAGGCACGAGCUGAUAUACCUAAGCAUCUGAUGACUAAACUCCAUGAGAAGGAUAAUAUUCCAAAAAUGGGAACUACAGAGUGGUUUGAUCUGCUGUAUCCUGAGAAGAAGGGAGAGCUGAAAGAUAUGUUGAUCAAGGUUGAAAACCAGAAGAACAAGGAGAAAAAGAAGUUAGAGAACCUUCCUGCAGAGCAGGGGAUAUCUCUGGAGGAGUUUGAAAGUUUUGAUCCAACUUCUGAGGACUUGAACACCAGUAGUACCGUGAUUAAUGGUCGGAAACCAUCGGCUAAUAAAACAUCCUCCUGGGCGGAGUCAGCUCGCGUAGAGAAGAGAAGAGCUCUGGUGAGAGAGGAAAACGAGAACACGGUUUCUAAACGUCCUCGCCGCUCCGCCGCUACAACUGCCGCUGGCCUUCUCUCUGAAAUGCUGGCGGAGGAGAGAUUAUGACGUGUUUCUCUGUGUGGCUCGGAACCCUGGUUUUGUAAACCGGGGCUCACACAGUUUAUCCGCCUCAACACCUCUCUUAAUAUUUCUUCUGCCCCUUCCGCCGCCUAAACAAACAUUUUUCUACGUCACUGGAUGGGCUGACAUCCAUUAUCCAUGUUGUUUAUCCCGUAGGGGUGGGGGAGGGAUAAAGUAUGACGUCCAUAAGUAAAUGUAAUUAGCUUUAAUUUAUAGUGUAAUAUUUAUUUUCCCGGAAAGACCGGCCAACUUACCGAUAAAAGAACGAAGUCCCCGCUAAACAAACACUUCUAAAACGGAGGAUGAAGGAAAUUAUUUUUCAAUUACAUAUGCGCUACGGUAUACACCAUCUCCCCACCUCUAAGGUUUUUCUUACUCCCCCCCCAAAAAAAAAAAAUCAUGAAGCGUAGAGAGUUACUCUAUACAUACCUCCUCGAGACAGAAUUAUAAAAUUUCCUCAAAACGCUUAUCUAAUUUCCAAGUAUUUGAUUGAUCCAGUGAUCGCAUAGCGUGUAAUUCCAAGAACAAAGGAUCACAUUUUGCCACGAUUAUAAAAAUAGUUCAGCAUGAGCUUUAAAAAAAAAAGAAAAACAUACAUUCAGUUAAAAUGUCCUGCAAUAUUUUAGAUUUCACCGUACUAAUUAUUCUUCAGUUUUUUUCAUUUAUUUGCAAGAUUUUGUAGCAUUAUUUUUUAUGAAAUGUAUUUUAAAUCUCCUAAAUACUCGUUGUAACAGACAAUUAUGGUAUUAAAGUAUUAUUAGACGAUCUGAGGACGAAUUUGAGCCGCGGCUCAAAUAUGGUUGGUUCCACUUAAAGUUGUAUUCAAUGUUUCAAGAUUUAAACUGGCUCUCAAUUAAAACCGGUUUUUGGCGGAUUUGGGACGAGGCUUAGAUUCAUUAAAUUCGGUCACUGUCCGUAAUUUUAGUUUCGUAUUUGGUUUCACGUAUAAAUUUUGAAAAUGUCCUCGCCAUUAUGCAAAUAUUGAUAAGAAAUUUCAGAUGAACCAGGAUGAAUGAGGACGGGAGCAGGGGAUCAGGAAUGACCUCUGAGGCCUCUAGGAUGCUUGAGGCUGCGCUUGAGCAGAUGGACGGUAUUAUACAAGGAGCAAGAUACGAUUUACCACAGUUCGAUAACUUUUCUAUCCAGGACUCUACAUUUCCCCCUGCAGUCUCAGUUCGGGAUGCGCUCAGGAGUUUAAAACGUGCAAUCUUGAGUUCCCAGGGGGACGUGAUCACCCAGACCGAUCCCGAGACCAGGGAGUUCCUGCUAACCUGGCUCAAGAAUAAUAAACCUGAAUAUGCGACCAAUCUUUAUAAUUCACAGAAAUGGUGGAACAAGGAUGCAAACUCAGGGAUUCAUGAUCUUACCGGAGUUGAGGAUCGGAUGCAGGAGCUGGAACGAGACAAGGAUUCUCUCCAGCUCCAGGUUACAGUACUAGAGGAUCAAAUAGAUGGACAAGCACGGAGAAUAGCGGAAUUAGAGAGAGAUCUGCGGAAUAAGGAGAACGCAUAUGAGAGGUUGGAGAAAACGAUAAGUCGAGACAGAAACCUCAGUGGUUCCGACAUGAGACAAGGAGAACUCAAAACUGAGAUUGCUAGUCUCAAGUUAAAAUGCGCAAGACUUGAGAGGGAUUUAAUUGAGUAUAGGAACGCAACCCCUAAACUACCACGACCUAGUAACCUGAGUCAAGGUCUAGCUCGUUCUCCAACUCCUGUGAGUAGUCCGGAUGAUAAUUCGCCGGUUUCCAGGAAAGGAGUUCCGCUUUCCGACGAUGAAAAUUUUGAGAAUUCUAAUGAGAUGGAUACAAGCAUGAUAUCCUUGUCUGGUCGGUCAACCAGGGGUAUCAGAAAGAUUCUGGGGAAAAUCAAAAGAAGCAACUCUGGUGGGUUUGAAAGUGAUCGAGCUCCAAGUCAAGCUGGAGCUGAUACUAACUUCAACCGAGGGGGUGUCCGAGCCACCGCGGGUGGACGUCUGGGUUGGUCGAACGCGAACGGAUACAAUUUUAAGAAGAAACGUUUCUCCGAGUGGUCGGUUGACAUGCUCUGCACUUGGCUGGAGACCAUAGGUCUAGGUCAAUAUACUGGAGAGGUUCAGAGACACAUAGGAACAGGUUCAGAUCUUGCUAAACUGGGUGGAGUAGAUCUGGAUACUAAGCUAGGGAUUAAGAACCCACUGCACAGGAAGAAAUUAAUCCUGGCUAUGCAGGCCAAGAUAGAUUUGAAAAGGCCUGAUCCUGCCGGAAACCUAGAUUGCUCCUGGGUUGUCAGGUGGUUGGAUGAUAUUGGUCUGCCACAAUAUAAAGAAAGUUUUAUUGAGUGUCGGGUAGAUGGAAGAUUACUUAACCUACUCACUGUAGAUGAUCUCUCAUACUUGAAGGUAUCCAACCUUCUUCAUCAUUACUCAAUCAGGCGUGGAAUACAGAUAUUAAGACAGCAAAAAUUUGACACUGAGUUCCUGAAGAGACGAGCAACAAACUCCGCCGAGGAUACUGAUAUUAUAACCUGGAGCAACCAUAGAGUGAUGGAGUGGUUGAGACAGGUUGAUCUAGCGGAGUAUGCUCCGAACCUCAGAGGUUCUGGAGUACACGGAGCACUUAUAAUCCUUGAACCAAAGUUUAACUCCGAGCUUCUAGCCGCCCUCCUCUCCAUCCCUCCUAGUAAGAGCUUACUUCGACGCCAUCUAAACAUACAUUUCUCCACCCUCAUUGGGAAGGAUUUGAUGGGAGAGAAACGAGAACUUCAAUCUGAUCCUAAUUUUGUCCCACUUACUCCGACAGCAAAACAUAAACCCCGCCACGGACAGUUUACACUAAAACGUAAGAAGUCUAAGGCUGAGUUUGAUGCAGAGGACUGCCUGGUUUGUCCUCUCUCACCAGCAUUAAAUUCGAAAUAUAAAAACUAAUCGAUAUUGAACAAAAAAGGACAUGUUUUUAUUUUAUUUAUUUUUACUCCGUCUUAAAACAAAAUUGCCUUUUCCCUAAUGGGUAAAAUUUUUAAACUAUUGUAUAACGCAAAAUCUCCAUUUCCCGGGAUAAUUCUUGAAAAUAUUUAUUUCGUUCCAAAUCCAAGUUGAGACGAGAACAUCCAUUAAACAAGAUGGAAGCACAUUUACUCUAAGAGUACUUUGACACACUUCAACGCCUCUCAAUCCUGACAAUUGUUUAUCUUAUAGUUUUAAACAAUAUGCAUUUUCAGCCAACAGCUAGUAAUAUUAUUUUGUGUAGUUGAAACCAGGAAACUGAAAAUCCUCAAUUUUUGCUUAUUUUUGUACUGUUGCCAAAAUCGAAAUUAUAUGACGGUUACAAUGUGAAGUUUAUUUAUAAAUCUUACUAUUUUUA
Messenger RNA from Eurytemora carolleeae, 3807 nucleotides. RefSeq names its product liprin-beta-1 (gene Liprin-beta). NCBI's taxonomy places the organism in Eukaryota, Metazoa, Arthropoda, Copepoda, Calanoida, Temoridae. Gene Ontology annotation, molecular function: protein binding. The coding region runs from base 1479 to 3371 and encodes 630 amino acids. The record is from RefSeq and is a predicted model, not a curated record. Gene Ontology annotation, cellular component: presynaptic active zone. Gene Ontology annotation, biological process: neuromuscular junction development. The transcript has 6 exons.